Molecule: messenger RNA, 8933 nt
Organism: Strigops habroptila (Kakapo)
Lineage: Eukaryota; Metazoa; Chordata; Aves; Psittaciformes; Psittacidae
Gene: SYNE3
Product: spectrin repeat containing nuclear envelope family member 3
Exons: 18
Coding region: 3106-5958 (950 amino acids)
Biological process (GO): nuclear migration
Cellular component (GO): nuclear outer membrane; meiotic nuclear membrane microtubule tethering complex; cytoplasm
Molecular function (GO): actin filament binding
Source: RefSeq, a predicted model, not a curated record
UCUCAUACACUUUUGUCUGCCCUCUCUUCUGUUUCCAAAUCCUUAUUGGUUUGGCAUGUCUGAAUUUAGGCCUUUGUCCAGGAAAAUUUUAUUCCUAGAAAUAGGUCCGCUCAAAUAGAGUAACAGACUGAAAUCUGCAAGAAUUAUGGAUUUAUAUGAUGAUUAAUUGUGAAAAUGAUGGUUGCAAGACACUGCUUUCUUUUGCAAGUUCAUCAGAGCAGGAUGCCUGCCUCUCCUUUGCUUCAAAUGUAAGCCUGGCUAUCUUAAAUCAUUAAUGAAAUGUAUCACUGUGCUACUCUUACCAGCUUCUUGCUGCUUCUUUUGGAUGUUACUGUUAAGCCUUCAGCAUAUGCGUGCCACUUGAAAAUCUUUGUAUGCAGUGGUUGUUUUCUGAGGAAAAAAUUUAAAAAAUGCAGCAAAACUUUAAAACCCGAUUGGUUGCCUUCAAAUGUUUUCCUUCUAAAAGUGUCUCCAGUCUGGGGGUUGGUGAAAUGCACAUCAGCUUGGCACAGUCUCUGCGGUUGCCAAGUGUGUUGGAGAGCCAGUUGGAUCUCAAGGAAAUGUAACUUGUUGCAAUCAGUCCCCUGGCGACUUUUAUUUCACUGAGGAGCAAACAUCUUUUGGGAGCAUUGUUCCCCACAAACUAGCUGUCAGGGAGUGGAGUCUGGCAAAGCUGAUGGGCUUUAUAAAAACAGCUUUCCCCUACACCCAGUGCUGUUGUCAUCAUCAGAUCCAGAGUCCUAUCAAGGUCCCAAGGAAAGCAGAAUUAAUAACUAUUCAGGCUGCAGUACUGUGGUGCUUGCUCCACUUCUUGUAUUCCAUCUUUUGACAGUUCCAGUUCUUUCCUUCAGCUGUGUAUUCCACUGCUCCUCCUUUCCCUCCCAUCCUGGUCAAGACUUUUACUGUGCUUCCAAGUCUGUUCCUGGUGCAUAUGUCCUCUGUGUGGCCUUCAUGCCCUGACCUUGUUGGCAAGAGAGUGUCUAACUUUUCCUCUUAUGUAAGCCAUUUCUCUGUGUCCCGUCAGUUAUCUGUGGCUCCCAAAGCAUCCUGAAAACUUCUGUGUACACUAGUGGAUGCUCAGCCUUAGGAUGUGGCUGUGCCUACAUCCACGUGCCUUUGAAGAGCAAUGCUGAUGCCCUGAGGGGAUGCUCUCCCUGCACCUGCAUUGCAGCUUCAAAAAGAUAACUAGCCUUCAUCUUUUAGCAUGGCUUCUGUUAGAAACAAGGUUUACGCCAUCUCUUACUACGUGUUCACGCAUGCAUUUUGGUAUUUGUCCCUUAAAUGUUAUUUCAUUGCCAAUUCCCAAUUUCAACUGUGUGUGAUGUAAGGAGAACAGCUCCAAGGUAAUUAAAUUCUUGCAAAUUUUGUGGAAACGGACUAAAAGGGAAAAGCAGGUCUACAGUCAGACACUUGCCAGUUUUCUCCGGUUUUUUGCUUAGUGACUGAGUGAUACAUUCAUAUUUGACUGCCUCCACUUGGCAACAAGAUAUUUGGUGUAAAUGAAGUUGUAAAGAGAAAAGGAGAAAGAUUUCUGGGGUGAAUGCCUCUGAACUGGCAUCUCAAAACUUAAAAGAAGAUAAAUAACUGAUUUGAUACAUUGCAUUUUGAACAUGGAAACAGAAAAUCUUAGUAUAGUUAAGUGUAAACAUUUAAUCGACCAAGGAACACAGUUCUGUAGGAGAUCUGAUUUCCUGAGUUGUGCUGGUCACAAAGCGCUUUGUUUUUAUGGCUCUGCAUCUCCAGGGCACAGCUCCUGUCUUUGUUCUGCCAGGCACACAUUUGUGCAAGUACAGCAAGUACCACAGGGCUAUGAUCUCAGCUAGUGUCUUUAGAUCUAUUUUAUUUUCACAAAAUUGGCUAACAGUUUCAAGACUUACUGAAUGUCAUCAUAUAAGCGUAAUUCCCUUGAAACCAAGUAAAAGUGAUGAUCACUCACCCUCACUCAGAAUAAUGCAUUCCUUGAUGCAGCUGGUAGAGCAAAUCCCUAAUCAUUUGUAACAAUGACAAAAUAUUGGAUUUUUGUUUUGUUUUGGUUUUAAACUAUUAGUCCUUGUCAACUGUAGAUGGGGUUUCAUGGCACAGCUAUGACCUGUCCUGGCAAACUUGUUCUACCAUAUAUACAGGUUCGAUGGUAUCCUUAGAAGGGGUACCUUUACAACUGCAUUGUAUGUGCCCACUGAAGGAUUGUGGGCUAAGUUUGAAUCCUGGCAAUUCAGACAUGUGAAAGGAAAAAGCCACAUGGUAAUAGGAAAAAUUCUUGAGCUCCAGGGAUGUUAGCAGAGGGUGUAACUGGCAAAGGAGGUUUUUUUACUUGGCACAGUUAUAUGAAGACAAAGGUAUUGAGGUACCUGAGAUCAACAGGAACAAAUACCAGGUUCCUAAAUACCACUUUGAGUGUGGCUAAAAACCUCCCCACUGUCUUUGGAGUGUAGGCAGUUAAAUACCUUUAUUCUUCAAGGAAAAUAUCUCUUAAGGUAGUGUUUACUGAUGGUCAGUAAUGUCUCGGCUUUCUCAGGCUUCAUUUGACUGCAAUUCCAUGAAAUUAAAAUUGAAAAGCGGGUGUUCAGUGUGUCUUGAUCACGUGAGUCUGCUCCGCAAACAAACGAAUGGUAGGAUUUGUGCCUUUAGUUAAUAUUGAUUACAUAAAUGUACCCUGAAAUGGCACAAGAAAAACUGCAAGUGUUUAAAACUUGGUGUUUAAACUUCAAAACUCAGCCUGAUAUUGAUUAGUGAUAGGCUCCAAACUACACAUCCUUGAAUUUUGCUAAAGUUUUGAUCUGAAAUAUAAUUCCAUUGCCUGUAGCUGAUAUUGACAUACGCAUUGAGGAAGGUAGAAUUUCUUGCAACAAUUCUUCCUGGAUAGCUGUGGUACUGUCAGUGUUGACUUAAAUACAGUUUUGUUGUUUUGUUUGAAAACUUGCUUUUCUUGUUUGUUCUCUAGUGUUUGACUGUUUAGGACAUAACAAUCAGAAUUUUUUAUAAAAUAGGUUCUUUCUAAAUGAAAGUGGAGAUCCUUACAUAAGGAUCUCUCCCUACACACUCAUCUCCAGAGCUGGAACUUCAGGUUGGUCCUUGCCUUCUAGGAGAAUUGCUUCUUCAAAUGCAAUGACUCAGCAGCUACAGGAUGAAUUUGACAGUAGUGUGGAGAAUGCAGAAGCGUGGAUGAAGGCCAUCCAAGAGAGACUGAGUAUCAAUGACAACACCAAGGGACCUCGAUCUGCCCUAGAAGCCAGACUGAGAGAGACUGAGAAAAUACGUGCACUGGAACCAGAAGGCAGCUUGAAAAUUGACUUGAUUCUUGUGAAGGCAGAUGCUGCCCUUCGCAGCAUCAGUGAGGAUAAGAAGCAUGAGAUACUAUCUAAACUUAAAGACAUUAAAGCCUUGUGGGAAGAGACAGCCAUAUACAUUACUCACUGUCACAGCCGUAUUGAGUGGGUGUGGCUGCACUGGAAUGAGUACCUGAAAGCCCAAGAUGAGUUUUACACAUGGAUUCACAACAUGAGUGUGACCUUGGAGCCUGACAUUGAGUUGCAGCUUGGCUUAAAGGAGAAGCAGUGGCAGCUGAGCCACGCUCAGGUUCUGCUGAAUGAUGUCUUAAAUCAGUCAGUCCUUCUGGAAAGACUGCUAGAGGAAGCUGCUUCCUUGUUCAGCAGGAUAGGUGACUCCAGCGUUGAUGAGGAUGUUCAGAAGAAAAUGAAGGUGGAAUAUGAAAAAAUCAGGGAACAAGCUGAGAACAGAGUGAACCUGCUUAAAAAGAUAACCAAGGAACAUGAGCAGUACAGCGCCAACGUCAACCAGUUUCAAUCGUGGCUGAAUGGUGUGACGGAAAGAUUAAACUGCUGCAUUGGAGAAGCAACCAAGUCUUCGGCAGAGGACAAGUUAAAGGCACUGAAGGAAAUUGCCAAAAGCAUUAGGAGUGGUGGAAAGAAAUUGGACCACCUUGAAAAUGAGUGUGCAAGUGUGAUUGAGAAUACCUCUCCACUUGGAGCUGAGAGAAUGAAGGAUGAACUCGAAAUGCUAAGAAAAGCCUUGGAGAAGUUGAAACUGCUUCAUAGUGAGGAGGAGGAGAGAUUGCUCAAGAUCCAGGAGUCAGAAAGUGCCUAUGAGUCCCAAGCCAGACAAUUAGAAGCAGACAUCAAGGUGUUGAGAAAAUAUCUACAGAAACUAGAAAAUCACCUAGAGCCUGGGGAAGGGGAGAAGACUGAAGAUGAGUUUGUAACCCUGUGGAGAAAAUGCAAUGCAACGAGGGCAGCUCUGGCUGCAGAAGAGUCCAACGUCGAGAGGCUGAAGGCUCAGCUUAAGGAACUGCUACGGUUUUCCCAAGAUGUGCAGCCACACACUGAGAGUGUUGUAUCUGCAAUACAGCAGUAUCAAAGUGUUAGAGGAAAGACUUCUAAAAUGAGCACUGAUACAGAAACCGAACUGAGAAGACUCUUCCAAAAUCCCCUGCUAGAUUUUGAACGGUGGCAGCCAUCAGUCCAGAUGCUCCUGGAGACUCCAGAGCCAGCACUGGCUCACCUUGAGGCUGCUCUAGCUGAAAGCUCCCGCUUCAAAGAGAAGUUGAUGACAUUACAGCUGAAGAAGGAUUUGCUAAACAAUGUCCUUGGUGAGGAAAAAGCAAAGGCUUUCCUGCAAGAAGUAGCUGAAGCUUCAAAGAAGAGAGAAAUUCUACAUGAAAGUCUCCUGCAGAGCAAGAGGAAAAUCCAGCACUUUGAUGAUGGUUUCGCACCUUUGCAGAAGAAAUUAUCUGCCAUCAGAGCUAAAUUGGAUCUAGAGAAGGAACUGAAGCCUGACCUCUUGGGUAAAAAGACACAACUCCAGAGACUUCAGAUGAUCCAAGAUGACUUGGCAGAGCUUGUGGCACAAAUGGAGGAGGUAGAGAAGCUUGUUCAGUCAAAUACCACCCACAAGCAUGAAAUGAACCAACUUUCAUCUGACUCUCAGGCACUGAAGAUAGCACUGAAGAUUAUGAUACAGCAGAGUGAAGAGCGCAUUCAGAAACACUGUGCGUAUAAUGACAAACUCUCUGACCUUCAGCAGUGGAUCAAACUAACCACGGAGAUGAUUGAGCCCUACCAGGGUGCUGAAGGAGACCAGAACACUGAGGGCCAGGUGGCAGACCUUAAGAGAUGGCUAGCUGAGUUACCAGAUAAGGAGAUCCAGCUGUGCCUAGUGAAAGCUUAUGGAAAACUGGUCAUGGAGAAUUCUUCCCCAGAGGAGACUGCCCAUGUCCAGGCAGAGCUGGAUCAGCUGGAAGAAUCAUGGAGACUGCUGAAGGAGAUGGAAACUUGUCUUCUCAAGAAAUGGCAGUUAAGUAAAGCAGUGGUUGAUAAUAAGAAGAAAAUAGAAUUUGUGGACAGCAGAUGGAUAUCUGGACCUGUGUUCCAUCAUUUAGAUGUAGAUCCCAACCAUAAGCAGGAGAGAAUAGAAGGGCAACAUAGAAGCAGCCACUUGAAGCUUCUACAUGAAUUUGAAGAGUGGUUACAAGGAGAAAAAAACAAACUGACCAAAAUUCUUGAUGUGGCUUCAUCUUCUGCAGAGGAAAUUAAGGCACGCAAGAGCAAACUCGAGGAGCUGCAGUCUCGUGUGCCUGAUGGUCAGUGUCUCUUUGAGGACCUUCUUCAUAGUCAGCCUGUCACUGAAUAUUCUGAAGAUCUGGAGGACCUCCGUUACCAAUGGAUGCUCUACAAAUCUAUACUGAAAGAGUCCAUGAGUUCACCGAGUCCUGGAACUUCUGAAGAACCAGACAUAUUCAGAAAGAAGCGCUCUGGAGGUGCGUGCUCAUUCCUGCAUCGAGUGUGCUGGGCAGCACUACCAUUGCAACUGCUCCUCUUGCUCCUCCUGCUCCUGGCCUUCCUCCUGCCCCUGGCAGAGGAGACCCACAGCUGCUCUCUGGCCAACAACUUUGCUCGGUCCUUCCACCUGAUGCUGAGGCACAAGGGCCCACCUCCAACCUAACUUCUUGGCAUGGCACAAGGUGACUGUCAGAAAUAUAGACUCUUCAACAAUUGCAAGUGUUGCAAUUUCAGGGCUUCUAACAAGGCCAUCAUAUCAACUGGAUAGGUCAUAUAAAUGCAACAUAAGAGUAGUCCACUUUAAUCAGGUAUUUGAGCAAAAUUAAUAUUUUUGCAAUAUUUUAUUAUUAUAUUUAUAAUGUGUAUAUAGAGAUUGUGUAAGUAUGUACAUACAUAUAUAUAUAAAACAAAAUGCAUAUCUGUGGUCAAACUAACAUCCACCAUCCACUCAUCCACUGUUUAAGGAUAAUCCUGCAAUGUUUCUGUUUCUACCAUCUUUCAGCAAGGGGUACUGAAAGAUGGUUUUGUUGUGGGGGUUUUGGGGUGAUUUUUAAAGUCAGAUUCUUGUUUACAACUGAAGUCAGAGCAGGUAUGAGAAGAUGUGGGCAUGCACCAGAGCGCAAACUGAACAGGCAUGGUAGAAUAAUGUUUGAAUACAGUGGUUGACAUUCAGCCCAAGGAAAAUUGGGACUAUUUUAUUUGAAAUCUUGAGCUGGUUUUUUUUUUUUUUUCAGUAGCUGGAUGCAGGGAUUGCAGGAGGUAAUGGAAAUGUUUCUACUGACUUCAGUAGGAGUGGGGGUGGGCCUCCUCUUGUUCUCAUUUUUUACCAGAUUUCUUUUUCAAUUAUUGUGUUCUCCAGCCCACCUGAAUCAGCAGAGGUAGAAUACAGUAGAAAGCAAGCUGGGGAAAAGAAGUGUGUAUAUAUAUAUAUAUAUAUAUUUGCAUUUCUAUAGCAGGAGAACUUUUAAAAUCAGAUCAUAAUUUUCUGAACAAAUUUGUGAGCACUGAACAAAACCUUGUGUCAGUGAUCUUUAUAAAAAGCAGUGGGUUUGGUUUUUUGUUUGUGGGAUUUUGUGGUUUGGUUUGUUGGGGUUGUUUUACUUUAUAAAGUGGCAUUUCAUAAUGGAUCAUAAAACCUGAACAAUGGGGUGCAGCCUGGCUCUGUGUCAGCAGAGCAAAAGUUGGAAGUACUUUAAUAAUACCACCCUGUAAACAAGAUUCCUUCCUAGGAUGUUUUUUAGUAUUAAUUGUUUGUUAAACUGAUAUAAACUGAUUGUAUACAAGACAGUCAAGCAUUGAUUUCUACAUAGUCUAAGAUGAUGACAACUUGCCAUUUAUUUACCUAAGCUUAUGCCUGAUCUAUCAAAUUUUUGAAUGUAUGUUUUAACAUUGCCUUUAAUGUAAAAGCAGUUCUCACUGUACUGUGAUGCAACCAUUUUUAGUGGUGUUUUUACCUAAUUGACUCAUGAGAGAAAAGGUAAUUUGUACAAUUUUGUGCCAUUUCUGAGAGCUAUCCCUUAUCGUCCCAUGUAUUUAGCCACAGUAGUAAUCAUGGAAAAAAAACAUUCACAGAAGAAAGUGUUACUUUCGCAUUCUGGCAGUGUUGCAGAGGAACUUGUCUUCUGGGUAUCAGUAUGGUGUAUUCAGUCUUGUUUUCCAAAUAAGUUCCAAAAUAGUAUUAAAUUUGUGGUACAGGUAUAUUAUGUAGUAGCUGAGAGACUGAAGGAGGAAGUCACACUUCUUUAACAAAACCACGAAAGUUUUCUGAAGAAGCAAACGUGGGUAGAACAGGGAGGCGUAGCAGCAAGGAGCUGAUUAUAAGCACAGAGGGAGGGAGAACAGGCAUAUGUGAAAGAUAACUAACUAAAGAUAAGAGACAAGAGGUGUCCAACAAUUUAUAAAGCCUAAGAAAUGGAGUCAUGAUGAACACAGAGGACUAGAGCACAGGCCCUAUGGAGGAAAAAUCUGAAUCUUUUUGGUUCCCUCUCCCCACUGCUGUAUUGGUACUACUGCAUGUUAAACAGCUUUUCUUCAGUAAGGUUUAAAAUGGGGCAGGUAACAGGGACUCUACCAGUGUUCUGAGGAGAUUCUUCCACCACCAAGACUCUAUCACUGUGUUCGUAAUAAUGCUUCCAACCACACUAGGUUUGCUAGAGUUGGAUAAAAAUGCCAAAAUUGUGAUAAGGUGGAGAGUAAAUUACAGGAGAGAGAGCAGGGGUGGUGAAAGUAUUCAGGUAGAGUGCACAGGGAGCAGGAGGAGGAGCUGAAAUGAUGCUGAUUAAAACCUGACCGUCAGGAGGUAGCAGAAGAGCUCUAGAGAGCAGGCAGAGCGGGGUUGAAAGCAGAAAGGUGAAGAGAGAGAAUGUACACUGAGCAAUAAGACCUUCACACCUAAACGGGAAGCAAAGGAAGGCCUGUGAUUUCUUUCAUGAAGGAGCCAGAUGGAGAGGAGCUAUAAUUUGUCGGAGAAUGGGGCAAAUAAAUUCCUUGCAACGGUUCUUUCUGGCGGCAGAGGACAUACCUCCUCUCCUCUGAUUAGCUGUGCAAGAGCCAUGAACAUUCCCACAGCGUUCCUCUAAAAAUUGCUGCCAGCCCUGAGGGAAUAAACCCCUGUGGCUGGAUAGCAAGGAGCUAAUCAUCACACACAUCUCUAUUUCAGAUUAAAUGCACCAGUAGAAAGAAGUGUGGGGGAAGAAGGGCAGUAACAAAACCUCCUGUAUGUGGUGUGGAUAUUUUCACUUGGGCACACACUUUUCUGUGACAUACCUACAUUGCACUUCUGUGGCUUUUUCUGAGCUGUUCCAGGUGAUGAAAGUAAAAUACCAGUGAGAAAGUAAAAAUAACGAGAAAUAAUAUAGCUGCCAGUGAAAAUCAGUAGGGAGAGAGACAAGUUUUUUCUAUAAAAGCACAAAAUUUCACAUCAGAUUUCCUUCUGCCCAGUCUGACCUGAAUGAUUUUUUUUAUGGGUUCACAAAUGCAUCUAACACAAAAAAAGUAUGUAACUGUAGGAUAAAAUUUAUACACAGAGUUCCAUAACAGAACAACUGCAUUGUCACCUUGAUGUUUCAGUGUUGUGGCAGGUUUAAAAAAAAAAACCUGAAAUAACAACAACAAAAAACCCUGAAACCAACCAACCAA